This is a messenger RNA of Arabis nemorensis, 579 nucleotides long. The record is from the annotation of a GenBank genome assembly. NCBI's taxonomy places the organism in Eukaryota, Viridiplantae, Streptophyta, Magnoliopsida, Brassicales, Brassicaceae.
AUGAAAAGGAAAGCCGGUGUGUCUGAUGAGGCCACCAGGGACACCAAUGGACCUUUUGCUCCUGAACCCACAACCGUUGGUCAUGACGUCGUAUCCGAUCCUUUAGACUCUGAUCUGUCUAGACUUAAGGGAACCAGCGAACUAGCACGUCCACCGAAAGAUGACAAAUCCGCAGAACCGGUAGCUGCAAGUUUAGAUGAGCCAAGUGACAUGCCAGGCGAUGAGCAAGAGCAACACGAUACAUCCUCGGCCGAUAUAAGACCAAAUGCCAAGUUAGAGCUGGCUGAUAAGUCGAUAGAUACGGAUGCGACUGCUCCAAGUGUUGAGUUGGAGCUGGCUGGUAACUCGAUAGAUCCGGUUGCGAGUGCUCCAAGUAUGGAAGCCGAAACAGCUACCUUAGAGAACGAACGACUUGGAGAGCUUAAUGAUGAAUAUGAGCUCGCCGAGUUUGAACGAGAGUUGGAAGAAAUGGUUAUUCCGGACAAUCUAGUGAAACUCGGACAAAGAGAGAAGACUUCCCAGACCGAUGCGGAUGAGAAUCAGGGCCAAAAUAAAUCGGCAAAGGAGCGUGAUAUAUAG